AAAAAAAAAAUAAAAAUCAAAGGACAACGUGUAAUUCUCGUACGUUCGUUUAUUUUUAUAUAAACGAAGGAUUUCAUCGUAAAGUGUUGAAAAAGGAAAAAAAAACAAAACCAACAAAAAAAAGAACUUCCUCAUUGACAAAGCGAACGACGUCAGAAUAAUUCUCGUUAUGGAUUCCAUCUCAAAGGGGGCACUAUGCAAACCGAGGAAGUCGUGCCACGUGCACAAUCAACUGGCAUAGACUUGGAUUUAACGGAUAACAGUUUGCAGAAUCAUCUGCAUCUGCAUCAUCAUCAUCAUCACUCAACGCAAAUCAAGUGCCCAUUGGCGCCUUUGGCACAAAUGGCGGUAAAGCAAGAACCCCAGGAGGAGGAGGAACGUAGUCGUGACACCAGUACACUUAGUCCUCAAACGGACACGAGUUCGGUGCAAGUGUCGUUGGAUGGUAAACAUGGAAACGAUCAACAAUCUGUUCACCAUCGUCAACUUCAAACGUUAGAAGAAACCCCUGGUCAAACUUGUGCCUCCGAUCAGAGUAAUAGGAGUAGGAGCAGUCGUGGCAGAAGGAAAUCGCGAUGGAAAUUAAAGUUUCAUCAUCAAGCAUUACCACCAGAAUAUUUGGACCAUUACGAGGCGUCACUCGCACAAGAGGCCUUAAAUUCAUCCUCACCUACUCAUACCAGCGAACAAACAGCACCGAGUCCAGCACCUACCAGUGCUACUUCAACGCCUAGUCCAAUUGCCGAUGUUCAGGGUUGGUUGCAACGCAUUGCUGCAAUGCAACAAGAACUAUGUCCCCAAACGAUGCCCCAACAAUGUACGAACUUUAAUUCCGGUCAAGCAUCGGCAUCCAGACGAUCGGUGAUAACAUCCACUUCGUCUCACGCCUACACUGUGCCUCCUCAUCAUCAUCACCAUCAUCAUAAUCAUAAUCAUAAUCACGGACAUGUUCAACAAUCCUCUCAGCAAACAUCUACCACGAGACCACCUAUGAAAUAUUCCGAUCUACCCUAUAUGGGUGAAAUAACGUUGGACAAUAGUAAACCUCGGAGAGGACGUAAACCCAAAAAGGCAGACAUUUGUCAUUUGAUUUACAAGAAUUAUGGGACCAUAUUACCUGGAACACCUGGUCACGAAGAAAAAAGAUUAUCUCCUCAAGAGAAACCUGAUUGUCGGGAUCAGUUACCACCUCAGAUACCCUUCCAACGUACUGACGUUCAGAAUAGGAUUAGUAGUCUUUUAGAAAAACGUCUUACCCAAGAGACUAGGCGGAAUUUCGUCUUGACAGAUACUACCAACGAACAAGACGAACCAUUGAAUCUCUGCAUCAGAGAUCUCAAUCAAUUGAAGAUCAGACUGCUUCGGAAACAUGGAAACGUUUAUGAGUCUGGACAAGUUAAAAGCGAGGCCUCGAGCGAUGGAGAAGACAUCGAGUGUUUGGGCACGACGUUUCCAAAUUCUGCUAAUCGAUUAACAGAUUCAACGAAUCACGUUAACAAUAAUAAUAACAACAACGUGAAUCAUGGAUCGGAUGGAUCUACGGAUCCAAUGGUUACACCAAAUCCAGGAUUCGUGUAUUUCCCGAACGCUGGUGUCUUCAUUCAUCCUAUGGCAUUACAAUCACAGUUACUGUAUUAUCAAAAAAUGGCACAGAAUGACAAGUGUUUCCCACGUGGCACGGAAUAUUCUCAAAAAGAACAGAAAAUAGUACCCAAAUCUAUCUAUUCGAUGAUGGACACAAAAAGUUCGAGUUCAGUGUCACCGACAACACCGACAACACCACAACCCUCAACAGUUCCAGUUCCAGCACCGUUAUCACCCAGACCUAAGAGAAAUGCACCAGUUGCUCAACACCAAGGCCAACCAACUAAACGAAAACGUUCGGCUAUUUUCAUUCCACCGAUGCCUUCGGAGAAUAAUAACAAUCCUGCUACCGAGGUGAGCAUAUGCAAGUUCAAAUUCACCGGUGGUGCCAAACCGAGUUUGCAAGAGAAGAAAAGUCUCUCAGUGGAUUCCGGUGGUAACUUCAGAUAUUACAGUGGAACAGGUGACAAAAGUAUGCGAGGUUACGAGUUUUUUCCAAGGGAAGCCCUUCAACAACAAGCCGGCCAAUCAGGAUCAUCCGCGGGUGCAUUUUUAAAUGCAUCUGGCGAGAGAGUCCAACCACCGGUAGUUUGUCAACGUUCAAACAGCCAAGAAGAUGGUCGGCGUAAACGAAAAACUAGGAAAUCACUUCAAAGGGAAAAACUCGAACAGACCUUUAAAGAAAAAGGUUUCCUCAUUCAAACCCAACAAUUGGAAUCCGCGGAGGGUGCUACGUAUUGUAAAUUUCGUCAAUUGAGAAAAUUCACGAGAUAUUUGUUCCGAAGUUGGAAGGAUUAUCUACCGGGUAAUGUGCGCGAGUUAUCCAAUAACGGGGAGGGUGAAAUAGUUGAGGGUGACGUGGAAAGUGAUGCAACUGGGAUCGUACCAUCACCCAUUUCUCAUCAAAAUCUCGAUGGGUCACCUACAUUCGUCGAAGAUCAUCGAACUCUUCCUCUCACGUGAACACUAUGAACAUCCAAAGUGUGCUUGUGCGUGUACGUGUACGUGUACGUAUGUGUGUGUGUGUGUUGUCCUUCGAAUUUUCUCGGCCACGAAAUGAUCAAGUUUAUUUUCUUUUAAACGAAAUUAUGUGGGAGUGUGUAUACUCGGGGCUAUGAAAAUAUGCACCAGUGAAAUUAUAUAAUACCGAUAAGUCAUAAAAACGUUCUAUCACUUUCUAUUUCUUUCUACCUUAUAAUCUGUUUAUCUGUCACUCUUUCUAUCUAUUAUCUUUUUCUUUUUCUUCAUUACUUUUCCAUUUACGCGCGCGCGCGCGUUGCAUUUGCUAAUGUCGCGCACUUAGAGACAAAUUUUGGAUAAAAAUAAUUUUACGAACCCAUCCAUCUAACGCUCGUUAUUAACGUGAGAAUUUUUAUUCGUUAACGCGUAGGAUAAUUAAUUGGUCGACAGGGUUGACGAGUGGGUGGGUGGGUGAGAAAAAUGAAAGGGUGAUUUUACAAAUUAGAUAAACGCCCCUUUUAUGAUCUGUGAUGCGUAAUUAAAAAAAAAAAAAAAAA
This is a messenger RNA of Polistes canadensis, 3101 nucleotides long. RefSeq lists its product as uncharacterized. Bases 196 to 2547 code for a protein of 783 amino acids. The transcript is spliced from 4 exons. The record is from RefSeq and is a predicted model, not a curated record. NCBI's taxonomy places the organism in Eukaryota, Metazoa, Arthropoda, Insecta, Hymenoptera, Vespidae.